Molecule: messenger RNA, 546 nt
Organism: Fraxinus pennsylvanica
Lineage: Eukaryota; Viridiplantae; Streptophyta; Magnoliopsida; Lamiales; Oleaceae
Source: the annotation of a GenBank genome assembly
AUGAUGAGGAAUUAUCUUGGGAUGUUGAUGACGAUGGGGAGGAUAAUGGAUGGGAACAAAAAGGGUAAUGUAAAAGAAGAACAUAAAGAUGAAUCAAGAAAUGAAGAUAAUAAUGAUAAGAAUUUGAGCUACAUUGAGAAAAAAGAGGAUCCUAGCAAUGAGUUGCAAAAUAAGGAGGAAGAAGAUCAUUCAAUUGUGGAUAAUGUUGACAAGAACAAUGCAUUUGACAUGAGCAAGAAGAGUAGGGACAAAUUGUCCAAUGAGAAUGCAAAGUCUCAAGAAAUAAUUGAAGUGAAAGUUGAUGAGAAAGUGAAGUCAAAGGAGAAGGUUGAUGAGGAGGCAAAGGGUGAAAAGAGUGAUGCUGAGGAGGAUUUGGAGUGGGAUGAGAUCGAAGAUAUUGAGAGACAUGAUGAAAAGAAAAUUAGUACCACUCAUGGUGGGAGCCUGAACAAAGCUGAGUUGAGGAAUCGGUUGAGCAUUGCAGAAGAAGAUGAAGAUUUGAGUUGGGAUAUUGAGGAUGAUGAUGAUGAACCUGUGAAGGCUUAA